Messenger RNA from Lathyrus oleraceus (garden pea), 297 nucleotides. RefSeq lists its product as uncharacterized. NCBI's taxonomy places the organism in Eukaryota, Viridiplantae, Streptophyta, Magnoliopsida, Fabales, Fabaceae. The transcript has 2 exons. Bases 1 to 297 code for a protein of 98 amino acids. The record is from RefSeq and is a predicted model, not a curated record.
AUGUCUGCCUUCACCUCAAAAUUGUCUAGUGUAGAAAUUCCAAAAAGUGUACAGGUUGCUCUAGAAAUUCCAAAGUGGAGGGAAGUGAUACUUAUGGAGAUGAAAGCUCUUGAAAAGAACAAAACUUGGAGUGUUACGUCACUACUAGAUGAUGGGUCAGUUGAAAGCUACAAGGCUCGCUUGGUGGCUAAAGGCUUUACUCAAACCUAUGGUAUAGAUUACUCAGAGACAUUUGCUCCUGUUGAAAAAUUAAACAUUGUCAGAAUUCUUUUGUCUCUUGCUACUAACAUGGAUUAG